AUGGUUCUCGCUGUCGAUCUCCUCAACCCCAGCCCUGCGGCUGAGGCCAAGAAGCACAAGCUCAAGACCCUUGUGCCCGCUCCCCGCUCCUUCUUCAUGGACGUGAAGUGCCCCGGCUGCUUCACCAUCACCACCGUUUUCUCCCACGCCCAGACCGUCGUCAUCUGCCAGGGCUGCACCACCGUCCUCUGCCAACCUACCGGUGGUAAGGCACGACUCACAGAGGGCUGCUCUUUCCGAAGGAAGUAG
Messenger RNA from Diaporthe amygdali, 249 nucleotides. RefSeq names its product 40S ribosomal protein S27. The record is from RefSeq and is a predicted model, not a curated record. NCBI's taxonomy places the organism in Eukaryota, Fungi, Ascomycota, Sordariomycetes, Diaporthales, Diaporthaceae. The transcript has 3 exons. Gene Ontology annotation, biological process: translation; ribosomal small subunit assembly. The coding region runs from base 1 to 249 and encodes 82 amino acids. Gene Ontology annotation, molecular function: structural constituent of ribosome; RNA binding. Gene Ontology annotation, cellular component: cytosolic small ribosomal subunit; ribosome.